Molecule: messenger RNA, 543 nt
Organism: Paraglomus occultum
Lineage: Eukaryota; Fungi; Glomeromycota; Glomeromycetes; Paraglomerales; Paraglomeraceae
Source: the annotation of a GenBank genome assembly
AUGAAGUAUACAGUCAAAAUUGUCUUUUUCAUUGUUACGCUUUUUGUUCUCUCAGACGUCGAAGCACAUUUUGAGCUACUUAACCCCCCUCCUCGAGGACCUUUUGAUGAGAACUUGCUCAGUAUUUCUCCGUGCGCCUCGUACAACAGCACCAACACUUCUGCCAUCACAACCUUCCCUCUAAAUGGACAAGCAACCUCCAAGUUUGAAGAUGGCGAUGGAAACUUUGUUUACAGAUAUGCUCUUACCAGUAACGCCACUUUUACCAAUGUUUGCUCAAAUAUUACGCUUAGUACGACUGAUACUUAUCCUAAACAAAUCACUACGCAGUUGGACUUGACUUUGGCUAGUGCUAAAGCUGGCGAUCAAGGCGUUCUGCAGGCUUAUUAUGUCUCUAACAACGGGAACGAAAGUUGGUAUCAAUGUGCAGAUAUUAAGGUUGUAGCUGCGUCUUCAGCACCUACAAUCGCUAUUGGGAGCGUCAUGUUUUAUACGAUUCUUGCAGUAAUUUUGAUGACAAACGGCCAUGACUACAAAUUUUAA